AUGGCAGAAUUUGCUACCUCUGUUGCAUCGAAUCUUAUGUCGAAACUAGGUGAGUAUUUGUUUGCUCCCAUUGGACGCCAAUUUGAAUAUGUGUUGUGCUACAAGAGCUCCGUCCAAGAUCUCAAAAAUGGAGUCGAGAAGCUGGAGAAUGCGAGGAAAAGGGUGCAGAGCUCCGUCGAUGAAGCCAUGUAUGAUGGAAAACCUAUACACGAUGAUAUUAAGAAGUGGUUAGAUAGAGUGGAGAAUAAGACUAAUGAAGCACAAAAUUUGUUAAAACAAGGUGAAAGUGCAAAAAAUGCUUGCUUCCAUGGGUGGCUUCCCAACCCCAUGGAAUUGUCACUACUCCCACUUCCGCCUCCAAGAUCUGUUGACAAGGAAGAAGAUGUCUUGGAGUCAAGGGCUAAAAUCAUGGAGGAAGUAAUGAAGGCUAUAGCUGAUGACAAGCUCCGUGUGAUUGGGGUGUAUGGGCCAGACCUAAAAAUAAUCCAAGGAGAAAUUGCUGAUGCACUUGGCCUAAAGCUAAUGAAUGUGGAAACUGCUCGAGGGAGAGCAGAUCGUUUGCGUGAAAGGUUAGAGUGUGAUCGGGAGAAAAACAUUCUCAUCAUUUUAGAUAAUUUGUGGAAGAAGCUAGAGUUAAAGGAUGUUGGAAUCCCUUGCAGCGAUGAUAAUAAAAUAAGAGGCUGCAAGUUAUUACUAUCUUCUAGACACCGAGAUGUUUUGCGUAUUGACAUGGGCAUUGACCAAGAAUUUCGACUCAAUGAGUUAAAUCAUGGGGAAGCACGAAGACUUUUUGAAAGGAUAGUGGAGGACAGAGUUAACGAUCUUGAUUUUAAACCGUUGGUGGAUGGAGUGAUCAAGAAUUGUGGUGGCUUGCCUCUUUUGAUUCUAUCGGUGGCAAAAAGGUUGAAGCAUGGAGAUUUGGCUGAAUGGAGGAAUGCUUGGACCAAUAUAGAAUUGUCGGAUGCAAAAUCAAUAGUGGAACUAAAUUACAAUGACUUAAAAGAUGAAAGGAUCAGAUCAUUGUUCUUGGUUUCUGCUCUAGACUCAGGAAAAAUUCUCAUGAGGUGUACCCUUGCAUACUGCAUGGGUUUGGGUUUAUAUAAAAAAUUCAAGACCAUCGAAGAUGCCAGAGAUAGGUUGAUUAUGGAUCUACAUAGCCUACAGGACUCUUCUUUGUUACUAGAUAGUGAUGACAUGGAAAGUUCAAAAUGCAUGACAUAUUUGUUGACGUGGCUAUCUCUAUUGCUUCCACUCAAUGGAACGCCUUGGUUGGGAGGGAGGAUUAUGGGUUUAAAGAAUGGUCAAAGGAUGAGCUCAGAAAAUGCACCGCCAUGUCCUUCCCUUUUGUAG
Eucalyptus grandis is the source of this 1350-nucleotide messenger RNA. RefSeq names its product putative disease resistance protein At5g05400. The record is from RefSeq and is a predicted model, not a curated record. The transcript is spliced from 3 exons. Lineage: Eukaryota; Viridiplantae; Streptophyta; Magnoliopsida; Myrtales; Myrtaceae. The coding region runs from base 1 to 1350 and encodes 449 amino acids. Gene Ontology annotation, molecular function: ADP binding.